Messenger RNA from Equus caballus (horse), 2378 nucleotides. RefSeq names its product tRNA methyltransferase 2 homolog A (gene TRMT2A). Gene Ontology annotation, molecular function: RNA binding; RNA methyltransferase activity. Gene Ontology annotation, biological process: RNA processing. NCBI's taxonomy places the organism in Eukaryota, Metazoa, Chordata, Mammalia, Perissodactyla, Equidae. The record is from RefSeq and is a predicted model, not a curated record.
AUAGAGACGCGCCGCCUGGGCUGCGUGCGCUGGCGCACGGGAGAGCCGCCGGCGAGGCGAGCGCCCGGCGCGGGCCCCUGGCGGGCGGGCGGGGCACCCCAUGUCCGACGCUCGGACCUGAGCUACGAGGGUUCGAGUCCCGCCCCCACCCUGGGCGGAGCCGGGGGCGGCCUCGUGGCGGUGCACCCGCCCUCAGCGCCUCUCGUGUGCCUGGCCCAAGGCGAGGUGGCCCUCGUAGGCCCGAGUCCAGGCAGAGGACGGGCCGGACGAUGAGUGACAAGCUGGACAACGAAGGCCCUGGGCCCACGGAGGGCUGCGGCCAGGACAGCGGCAGUGCCCCGGGCAGCCCCGCAGCCGCGGCCCCCCAGGAGAAGGAGGAGGAAGAGGGGGCUGGGGCGGCUGCAGAGCCCGGGGCUCAGCCUGGGCUCUACGGCUACAUCAGGGACGGCUUGUUCACCUCGGAGAUCUUCAAGCUGGAGCUGCAGAACGUGCCCCGCCACGCCAGCUUCAGCGAUGUCCGGCGCUUCCUGGGCCGCUUUGGCCUCCAGCCCCAUAAGACCAAACUCUUCGGGCAGCCUCCUUGCGCCUUUGUGACAUUCCGCAGCGCAGCUGAGCGGGACAAGGCCCUGCGUGUGCUGCAUGGUGCCCUUUGGAAAGGCCGGCCGCUCAGCGUGCGCCUGGCCAGGCCCAAGGCUGACCCCAUGGCCAGGAAGAGGCGGCUUGAGAGUGAGGGGGAGCCACCCGCCACUUGUGUCGCUGAUGUAGUGACCCCUCUUUGGGCCGUGCCCUACGCAGAACAGCUUGAGCGGAAGCGGCUAGAGUGCGAGCAGGUGCUGCAGAAGCUGGCCAAGGAAAUUGGGAGCACCAACCGCGCCCUGCUGCCCUGGCUGUUCUCGCAGAGGCACAAGCACAACAAGGCCUGCUGCCCGCUGGAGGGGGUCAGGCCGUCUCCCCAGCAGACUGAGUAUCGUAAUAAGUGUGAAUUUCUGAUCGGCGUCGGGGUGGAUGGGGAGGACAACACAGUUGGCUGCCGCCUCGGCAAGUACAAGGGUGGGACGUGUGCUGUAGCCGCCCCCUUUGACACGGUGCACAUCCCCGAGGCCACCAAGCGGGUGGUGAAGGCCUUCCAGGAGUUCAUCCGGUCCACUCCAUACUCGGCAUACGACCCAGAGACAUACUCGGGCCACUGGAAGCAGCUGACUGUGCGCACCAGCCGCCGUGGCCAGGCCAUGGCCAUUGCCUACUUCCACCCCCAGAAACUGAGCCCUGAGGAACUGGCAGGGCUGAAGGCCUCCUUGGCGCACCACUUCAUGGCAGGACCGGGCAAGGCCAGCGGGGUGACCUGCCUCUACUUCGUGGAGGAGGGACAGCGGAAGACUCCCAGCCAGGAGGGCCUGCCCCUGGAGCAUGUGGCUGGGGACCGGUGCAUCCACGAGGACCUGCUGGGGUUGACUUUCCGGAUCUCUCCUCACGCCUUCUUCCAGGUGAAUACCCCAGCAGCCGAGGUGCUCUACACCGUCAUCCAGGACUGGGCCCAGCUUGACACAGGGAGCACGGUGCUAGACGUGUGCUGCGGCACUGGCACCAUUGGCCUGGCCCUGGCCCGGAAGGUGAAGAGAGUCGUGGGGAUUGAGCUGUGCCAGGAGGCCGUGGAGGAUGCCCGGGUGAACGCCCGCGACAAUGAGCUGAGCAACGUUGAGUUCCACUGUGGGAGGGCUGAGGACUUGGUGCCCACCCUGGUGAGCAGACUGGCCUCCCAGCAGCUCGUUGCUGUCCUGGACCCACCCCGCGCCGGCCUGCAUUCCAAAGUGAUCCUGGCCGUCCGCAAAGCUGAGAAUCUCAAGCGGCUCCUGUACGUCUCCUGCAACCCCCGGGCGGCCAUGAGCAACUUUGUGGACCUCUGCAGGGCCCCGUCUAACCGGGUGAAAGGCACUCCCUUCCGGCCUGUCAAGGCUGUAGCCGUGGAUCUGUUCCCACAGACCUCGCAUUGUGAGAUGCUCAUCCUAUUUGAGAGAGUGGAGCAAUCCAAUGGCUCAGGGGCCCCGGAGCCCCAGGAUUCUACAGCCCAGCCCCCACCAGGGCCCCCAGAUGACACCCUGCAGGGAAGCGGGGUCUCCCCCUCUCCCUAGGCCUGUGGAGCAGCGGAAACCAGCCCUUCCAGAACAGGGCCCAGUUUGCAUCACAGGAGCAGCAGCCCAGGGGCUCCCUGAGACCUUGCCUUACCCCAGGACGCUGAGCCACCAACCACGGAGGGCAUGAGACCUGGCCACCCUGCCCAGGGCCAUGGGAUCCUCUGCCCCUCUGCCACCCUCCCCGCCCCGUUCUUUUUGGACCAACUGGGCCAAAAGAGCCAGAAUAAACAAUUGAUGAGCCACCAA